AUGAAGAAGUUAAUGUCCAAGAAGAAGCUCGUUGAUGGUUAUACCAUCAAAGUUACUCAUGUGUGUAGUGCUAUCAUGGAUAGCAAAGUUGCGGAAAAGGAGAACGACCCCGAAGGCUUCACUAUCCCUUGCACCAUUAGGACUCAUGAGUUUGCAAAAGGUCUUUGUGACCUUGGUGCAAGCAUCAACCUAAUGUCAUAUGUCAUCUAUAAGAAAUUUGGCUUGGACACUUCUUCACCAACCUCGAUGCAAAUUUUGAGGGCGGACCGGUCCAUAAAAAGACCAAGAGGUUCCUAUCAUUCUUGGUCUCCUUUCUUGGCCACUGGGAGAGCCAUUAUUGAUCUAGAGUUGGGGGAAAUGAAAUUUUGCGUACAAGAAAUUGAGGCAUCAUUCAAAAUUUGCAAGUCAGAGAAGCAAACCGUGGAGCUCCAAAAAGUAUCCAUGGUGGAUGUUAAAAAUGAGAUGGUAAAAGAUGAGGGGUUUGAGGACCCGUCGUGA
Molecule: messenger RNA, 498 nt
Organism: Capsicum annuum
Lineage: Eukaryota; Viridiplantae; Streptophyta; Magnoliopsida; Solanales; Solanaceae
Exons: 2
Coding region: 1-498 (165 amino acids)
Source: RefSeq, a predicted model, not a curated record